Messenger RNA from Telopea speciosissima, 952 nucleotides. RefSeq names its product SPX domain-containing protein 1-like. Lineage: Eukaryota; Viridiplantae; Streptophyta; Magnoliopsida; Proteales; Proteaceae. The coding region runs from base 68 to 925 and encodes 285 amino acids. The record is from RefSeq and is a predicted model, not a curated record. Gene Ontology annotation, biological process: cellular response to phosphate starvation. The transcript is spliced from 5 exons.
UUCUUUCUUCAGAUUCCGUCAAAUUUCCGCCGGGAUAUUUGUCGUAUUCCGAUAGUAACAGAGGAAGAUGAAGUUCGGUAAGAGCUUGAGUAAUCAGAUCGAAGAGACUCUACCCGAGUGGAGAGAUAAAUUCCUUUCAUAUAAGGACUUGAAGAAGAAGCUUAAGCUUAUCGAUGAACCCAAAACCGAUGAGAGGCGUUGUAAGCGACCGAGGUUGGUUGCAGGGGAUGAUUCUGCUGGAGAUAUGGAUAUGAUUGCGAUGACAAGAGAGGAGAAGGAAUUCAUUCGAUUGUUAGAAGACGAACUCGAAAAGUUCAAUGCUUUCUUCGUCGAGAAGGAAGAAGAGUAUAUCAUCACAUUAAAGGAGUUGCAGGAUAGAGUGGCAAAAGCAAAUGAUUCCAACGAAGAGAUGAUUACAGUGCGGAAGGAAAUUGUGGAUUUCCAUGGAGAGAUGGUUCUGUUGGAGAAUUACAGCGCUCUUAACUAUACAGGUUUGGUGAAGAUACUGAAGAAGUAUGACAAGCGAACUGGUGCUCUCAUUCGAUUGCCAUUCAUCCAGAGAGUAUUGCAGCAACCAUUCUUCACUACAGACUUGCUCUACAAGCUUGUAAAAGAGUGUGAGAUUAUGCUUGAUUGCCUCUUCCCAAAGAAAGAACAAUUUGUACCUGAAGGAGAUGGAAAUGAAGGGUGUGAUACUAAGCCUGUGACCAUGAAGGAUGAGCUGCUGAUCAGGCCAAAGGAGCUCGAAGAAAUAGAGUACAUGGAGAGCUUGUAUAUGAAGAGCAGCAUCUCAGCACUUCGGGUCCUAGGGCAGAUCAGAAGCAAAAGCUCAACUGUAAGUGUAUUUUCUUUGCCGCCACUUCAGGGUAAUAGUCUGGAGGAGCCCUGGAAUAAAGUCCCUGUUUUGGAACAAAUAGCAAAAUAGAUGUGGUUUGUUUGGUUAGAACUCAAG